This is a messenger RNA of Dermochelys coriacea (leatherback sea turtle), 1478 nucleotides long. It is a transcript of the gene CYREN, whose product is annotated as cell cycle regulator of NHEJ. Gene Ontology annotation, biological process: negative regulation of double-strand break repair via nonhomologous end joining; double-strand break repair via nonhomologous end joining. NCBI's taxonomy places the organism in Eukaryota, Metazoa, Chordata, Testudines, Dermochelyidae. The transcript is spliced from 5 exons. The record is from RefSeq and is a predicted model, not a curated record. Gene Ontology annotation, cellular component: nucleus; cytoplasm. The coding region runs from base 400 to 855 and encodes 151 amino acids.
UCUAGCCGGGGAGGGCGGUGCUUGGAAAAACGGCAGGCCCCCGUGGCUGGCGCCGGCUCUUGCCCGGGCAGCCUCUCGGCGGCACGAGCGCGGGAGGCGCCCCCGGGGGCCCGGCCCUUUGCUCGUAGCUGGCCUGAGGCCCUUCCUUGGGCAUCCCCAGGCCUGACAACCACAGAGCAAGGAACCCCGGGGACCUGCUUGCAGAACCGGGGCCCAGUGAAGAUACAGAAACGAGUCGCCAAAGCAGGGAGCAGGAGACAGUUCCGUGCUGUGUUGAAUUCAAGACUUUUUAAAACACACUUUGGUGGAGUUUUUGCCAAGAGGGUGAGGCACAGCCUGCUGCAGGAUGGUUUGUACUCGAGGCACAGGUGCAUCCUCUGUUGGGUGUAUAAGGAACACAUGGUGAACGCUGGUUUAGAGAUGGAAAGUUCUGUUUGGAAGGCAAAGAAGAGGGUCCUCCCGCCAUGGAUGGCCGUGAGGGAGGUGGAGCCAAGAAAGACUACAUCAGCAGUGAGACUCAAGAGGGCGAAGAAGCCAGCUGUGGCAAGGACCAUGACUGUCUAUUGUAUGAACGAAGCGGAGCUGGUGGACGUAGCAUUGGGGGUCCUGGCUGAGAACUGUAAAUACAAGGAAAUGGAGGGGAAUGUUCCAUCUGAAACCGAAGCGGAGCAGGAAGGCCAGCAAACGCCGACGAAGCCUCAAUGGAGUCCAGCAAGCAGUGGCGGGGCCAGCACUCCCAGCUCAGGCCCUAGACCCCAUGCUCAGCCAGAUGCUUUGGGCUGUGCUAGCAGGACAGACACAGAGGACGAUGAAGAUGAUGCUUUGAAAUAUGUCAGGGAGAUAUUUUUUAGCUAACAUCUCACAGGGGUUUUUUUAAGCAGAGCAAAAAUAAUGCCAAGGGAGCUAUAGUGGGAGGGUGGGGCAGACCCAGGGGCAGGCUCCAGUGGGUGGGGAUAUGGCAGUGUGGGGCUGUACGGGUUCCCUCAAUGCCCUCCCAAUUCAAAGGGAGCCUGGAGCAGUGGCAUGGAUGGGGCCCCAGGAGAAGGGAGCAGGAGAAAAUGUCUGAGAGGAGCUCGCCCUCGCUCUUCCCUGAGCUGCAUGGCCAGUGUCUGGUUCAAGUACAGCCCUUGCCCAGCAUGUCUCAGCCUUGGGGACAGUCCCUCACCUACCCCAACACUCCCUGCUUCGUAGCCUCUUCCUUGUGAGCCACGGGUCCCUCCUCCCUGGGUCAGCUCCCCAGCUGAUAUUAAGUGGCCUCCUGAUUGUCAGUCUCUGCCCAAAAGUCAUGGAGAUUGAACUCACCCUUCCAGCUCUGGAUGGGGCUGGCUCAUGGAGGGGGGGGGCGGACUUGCUAUGCAGCAACCCUUGAUCUGUGAAUAAACAGUUUGUUCUGUAGGGCUGUCACUGGGGCACCUUUUAUCAGUAUUAUAUUAAAUUUGAAAGGUUAUUAAAAUAUUAAAUGUCUCUUUUAAAAACAA